This is a messenger RNA of Pichia membranifaciens NRRL Y-2026, 391 nucleotides long. RefSeq lists its product as hypothetical. Lineage: Eukaryota; Fungi; Ascomycota; Pichiomycetes; Pichiales; Pichiaceae. The transcript has a single exon. The record is from RefSeq and is a predicted model, not a curated record. Bases 81 to 347 code for a protein of 88 amino acids.
AAGGAAAACAGGAGAGGAAAAAGACCAUUGCGUAAUUGCGCGGCUGCUUACGUAGUCGGAUUCGGAGCCUUUGGGAGGAAAUGGCAGAGAUCACCAGAAUAGAGAUAAGGGGUUACAAGAAGGAGAAAGAGGGUCGGGGGAGAAAGCUGGAAGCUGGGACCACAAAAUGUAAUGACACAGGACUGAAGACUUUUAUAAACAGUGCUAGUGGGUGUCCAAAUUUGAAAAAGCAGCCGAAAUUAGCUUUACAGAACGUGUUUUGUGCGCUUGUGCGUUGGUACUUUGGACCUGUGUAUGGUCAAAAGUUGAGAAACGGUUCCCUCCAAUGGGUUUUGGAGAGGCCAUAGGACAAACAACCUACAGGGUGAUAUGGAAAUGUAAAGCUGCAAAA